AUGCCGCGUCGCCAUUGCGAGGACCCCGCUCCUCCGGAGAUCAAGCGGCCUCGUCUCCCUCACCUGCCGGAGGAUCCCCAGGCGGCGGCGCCAGGGGCUCAGGUCGGCACAUCAUUGCUGACCCACUUCCCUGUGUACCGGGCCUGCGUGCCGGACUGGGACUCUUGCCAUGCGGCGCCUGAGUCGCUGCGCAAACCCGCCACGUACCUGAAGGGCAUCGCCGCCGAAUGCCUCAAGCGCUGCAGCAGGGGCGAGCUGGUCGCGCUCAGCAUGUUCUGCCGCGGGCGCACAUACACAUUUGGGUCUGUAUGUGCUGGUAGUGACGCGCCGGUGUUGGCCGUGCGCGCAGCGGCCGAGGCGAUCCGCGAGGUGUGCACGUCGACGUUCCAGAUGGUGCAUCAGUUUUCGUGCGACUGCGACCCGAAGAAGCAGAAAUUCCUCAAGGCCGCCUUCUCGUACGACCGGUCACGCGGGCCCAAGCUCUUCGGGGACGUGAAGUCGCUGAAGGAUGAUGACGCCUACGAGUUUUCGAGGGCGCCGAGGGCGAGAGCCUCGGUCCCACGGGACCCCGACGGAGUGAUCGGGGGGUUCCCAUGCAAGACUGUGUCGGCCUGCAACGAGAACGAGGCGGAGGAUGACAGCCGAACCUGCGUGGCCGAUGGCACGGGCCAGACAGGGGAGGUAUUCCACCACAUCCUUGACUACAUGGACACCCUGGACACGACGAAGCCGCUCGCGUCUUGCCUCCCGUUGUCGAUCUUCGAGAAUGUAUGUCGGCUCGCCACUCCGCCGAAGGGCAAGAGCGUGCACGAGUCCAACUUGGCCACCACCAUGCGGCUGCUGGCCGACAGGGGAUGGCACGCCCAGGCGGCCAAGCUCGACCCGCGGUGCUUCGCUACGCCGCAGAGCCGAGCGCGGAUUUACAUCCCGUGCGUCCGCGUCGAGUUCCUCGACUCCCUGGGCGUCUCGAAGUGCGACUUCUAUGCUCGCUUCAACGAGUUCCUCGGCAGGUUCACUUGCCACGGCGCCGCCCCCCUGGAGGACUUCCUCUUGGCCGAGGACGACCCCGCGGUCCAGGGGUGCAUCGACCGCCUCGGCCGCUCGGGCGUCGGCGCCUCCCGCGAGGAUAUGCCCUCAGGACUUGUGUUUAACAUGCAAGCAGACAUGCACGACUGGAAUGACCAGCAGCACGACGUCGAGCAGUGCGCCGACAAGACCGGUUGGUGA
Messenger RNA from Prorocentrum cordatum, 1227 nucleotides. NCBI's taxonomy places the organism in Eukaryota, Dinophyceae, Prorocentrales, Prorocentraceae. The record is from the annotation of a GenBank genome assembly.